Trematomus bernacchii (emerald rockcod) is the source of this 1152-nucleotide messenger RNA. Its product is annotated as polypyrimidine tract-binding protein 2-like. The record is from RefSeq and is a predicted model, not a curated record. Gene Ontology annotation, biological process: regulation of RNA splicing. Gene Ontology annotation, molecular function: mRNA binding. NCBI's taxonomy places the organism in Eukaryota, Metazoa, Chordata, Actinopteri, Perciformes, Nototheniidae. Gene Ontology annotation, cellular component: nucleus.
GGACCGUAAGAUGGCUCUGAUCCAGAUGUCCACGGUGGAGGAGGCCAUUCAGGCUCUGAUCGACCUUCACAACUACAACAUGGGGGGCAGCCAGCACCUCAGGGUGUCCUUCUCCAAGUCCACCAUCUAACCCUCGACCGACCAUUCCUCCAGAGACUGAUGGACGCUCUGCAGUUUGAUGUUUCUCUGUUAAAGAUACUCAUGUGCCUUAUGGAUGUGUCCCUGUUUCUACUCCUCGGCCCCCCUAUGCCCCCCUCGGCCCCCCUAUGCUUUCAGGCACAUCGGUAUUGGGUUUUUUGUUUAGAUCCAUCACUUCUUCUUCUUUAGUUUCUGAGCAGGGGAAUAUCCCUGACUCUUAUUCCACCGGUCCGUCAGUAUCCGUGUUUCCGAAGCCUUUCCAUAGCGGUGUGUGUGUGUGUGUGGCGUCGGCAUGCAGGUGACAGGAAGUGAUGCAUGAAGACGACCUCCUGUGGUUUCCUGUGACUUCCUGUGGUUUCUAAGAACUGGGAGAGCUCCUCUGUGUUCCCCCCAGAGACCCCAUGGAGAAACUCCCAAAGGAGAGACUCCUCCCACUGGAAAGACCCCCAAAAGAGAGACUCCUCCCACUUGAAAGACCCCCAAAAGAGAGACUCCUCCCAGUGGAAAGACCCCCAAAAGAGAGGCUCCUCCCACUGGAAAGGAGAGACUCCUCCCACCGGAAAGACCCCCAAAAGGAGAGACCCCGAAAGGAGAGACUCCUCCCACUGGAAAGACCCCCAAAGGAAAGACCCCCAAAAGGAGAGACCCCCAAAGGAGAGACUCCUCCCACUGGAAAGACCCCCAAAAGGAGAGACCCCCAAAGGAGAGACCCCCACUGGAAAGACCCCCCCAAAGGAGAGACCCCCAAAGGAAAGACCCCCAAAAGGAGAGACUCCUCCCACUGGAAAGACCCCAAAAGGAAAGACCCCCAAAGGAGAGACUCCUCCAAUUGGAAAGACCCCAAAAGGAAAGACCCCCCAAAGGAGAGACCCCCCAAAGGAAAGACCCCCCAAAGGAGAGACCCCAGGACCCCCGUGUGUUAAUGAAGUGUUUCUGUUUUCUACCUGAGAUGAGAGGAGAGUUGUUUCCUCUCUGUUUCUGUAGCAUGCUUAAUAAAAGAUUCUGUAGCUCUCA